Messenger RNA from Oncorhynchus masou masou (cherry salmon), 1941 nucleotides. RefSeq names its product ubiquitin specific peptidase 21 (gene usp21). The transcript has 11 exons. NCBI's taxonomy places the organism in Eukaryota, Metazoa, Chordata, Actinopteri, Salmoniformes, Salmonidae. Gene Ontology annotation, cellular component: cytoplasm. Gene Ontology annotation, biological process: protein deubiquitination. Gene Ontology annotation, molecular function: cysteine-type deubiquitinase activity. The record is from RefSeq and is a predicted model, not a curated record. The coding region runs from base 1 to 1203 and encodes 400 amino acids.
AUGCCGGCAGAAACGCGUGCCACCGGGGACGGGACCUGCCAGGCUCUGUGCAGAACCCUGGUCUCUCAGAACGGGAUCCAGAGAAACACGGCUGACAUCUCCAAGUCUCUCCUCUACACAUCACUGAUGGGGCUGCUCCUGGUUGUACACAAAGAGGUGAGUCUCAAGGUUGGGAGUGGAAGAGUCGGCCUUCGUAACGUAGGAAACACGUGUUUUCUGAAUGCGGUGGUUCAGUGUCUAUCUCACACCAGAGGUCUGAGGGACUACUGUCUGGUCAAAGCCUACAGACAGGAGAUGUGCAGUACAGAGGAACCACACCUCAUGGAGGCGUUCUCCCAGGUGCUGUUGAGUCUCUGGGAUGUGAACGAAGAAAACCAAAACACAGAAGUGAAUCCUGGGAAGUUCUACAGCAUCUUCAAAGACGCGGUGCCUUACUUCAGCGGAUACAGUCAACAGGAUGCUCAGGAGUUUCUGAGGUUCUUAUUGGACAGGCUUCACUGUGAGAUCAACCGCCGGCCGUACGUCCGGCUCACCAGCCUGGAGCCUGAACCCAAAUGCACCACAGUCAGGAUUGACGAGCAGGCAUCUGCAAUGUGGAAGAGACACCUGGAGAGGGACGACAGUAAGAUCGUAGAUCUGUUUACAGGUCAGCUGCGUAGUUCUCUCCACUGCUCUGUGUGUUCUCACCACUCCACCUGCUUCGACGUCUUCUGCGACCUGUCUCUACCCGUCCCGAAGAGGAGUGCAGCAGGGGGCGGGUCUCUGAGGGAGUGUCUUGAUCUGUUCACACAGGAAGAGAAGCUGGAUGAGGAGAACGCACCUAUGUGCGAGAGGUGUAACAGACGGACAGAGAGCACCAAGAGGCUGACCAUCCAGCGAUUCCCACAGGUCAUCGUCAUGCAUCUGAACCGGUUUGCCAUGUCGCGGUAUAUGGUGUGUAGGAGUACAGUGUGUGUCUCCUUCCCUCUGACCAGCCUGGAUAUGGGGCCCUACGGACCGGUCGACUGUGGUCCCGUGUUGUAUGAUCUGUAUGCAGUGUGUAACCACAGUGGGACAGUCAACAUGGGCCACUACACCGCCUGUUGCCUGGAGAACGACGGAUCGGGAUGGUGCUGUUACAACGACUCCUGUGUGACUCCUAUAUCAGAGAACCAACUGCAGUCUGCUCAGGCCUACAUCCUCUUCUACCAACGCAGGAAGUGAACCAUCGGGCAGCCAAUCACUACAGCUGUAACUGCAAGCAUAGCAUUCAGCAGCUAAUCGCUACAGCUGUUACUACAAAUGGAAUAUUACAAACAGCUGUGAUGUAGCGCUAUUGUAACCAAGCAACCAGCAUCUCAACCAACUGGUCUGAUGUUGGACUACUUGAGGUUUGAGUGAGUCUGGGACAAAGACAGCACAAGGGAUAGAAAGACAGAAGAAUGGAAUAGACGGCUUGGGUGAGGAGAGGAGAAAGAGAAGACCAGUGUUCCAGCUCAGCUAGGAGUGUGUGUGUGUGUGUGUGGACCUUCAGUUCAAACAGACAGUUAUCACUGGACACACAACCAUGAGGAAACAUGUCAACAAACAUGUUAUCGGACACUAUUAACUUGUGCUACACACCAACUUAACCAACUAUCGGACAGACCGCUUUACAGAGAAGCCUUCAGAAUAUUCUGUGUUAUAAUAGACGAUGUCUGUCCUUGUAGAAACAUUCAUUUACGCUGAGUAGAAAGUCGCUUUUUAUUUUUAUAAAACUAGGACUGUUUAUCAAAGGGGUGUUUGAGCAACUUAUGACAUUUUUUCUAAAUUAACAAUUAUUUAAAUGAUCAUUUCUUUACAUAAUCCCUUGUUUGUUUUUUCCUUUCUUAUUUAACUUAAUUCAUUUGAUUAAAAUGUUUUGUUUCGCUUUUUCUUGUCAAGUGCAAAAGUAAAUAAAACUGGUGAGUUGGUAUGACGUUA